ACCAGGUGAUCAUUUCACACCUCCACGAAUCAAGAGAGCUGCGUUAACAGAGUCUAAGAUGUAUGACCUGCCCUUAUUUGGACUGUUUCUUGGGUGCAUUGCUAUGACGUCAUCACAGUGUCGCGACUUCCAACACUUCACGAGCCGUGACGAGUGUCCCCAAAUUGGGCAGUUCCACUGGGAGGUACUCGGGGUGCAGGGCAGGAGUGCCGACGAACAAAGGCGGGUGCUAGUUGAGGUGGUGCUUCAGGGCUUUGACUGUGACCGGAGGAUCAAGAAUAUACGAUGUCCAGGGGUCAGCUACACGUGUCAACAGAUACAGAACGACAUUCUGUCCCGAAACUCGACGGUGUGCCCCGACCCCGAUCUGAUGAAACGGCUUGUGGUGUUUUCCUUACAAAUAGAAACUAUCCCAUGUUUUCACCUGCCACCUCAGCCCGGCCCACCACACGACUGUGAACUACCAAUGCCAUACCUCAUGUACAAGGUGGCCUCUUUGUGGAGACCGGAACUGAUCCGCCACCGUAUAUGGAAUGGAUGUCCGGCGAAUGUUGCGUUCUCCAUGAGGCGGAAGUGCACCCAAUUUGCCAGCCCUAGCAACCAAUGGGAAUCUAUGGAUAUGUGUCCUUGCUAUAGGAACAUAAUCACACAUCUCAUUCAAGGACAUCGCAUACUGACGGACCCUAGGCAGAGGUGUGACAUCCAGUACACUGAAGACAUCUUCAGAGUAUUCGGGGACUCGUCAGCACAGCAGUCCUACUCGUGGCACAUGGGAAAAGACGGCCUGAACUCGGUUCUCCAAAAUCUGAGUAACCCCUACCCGCCUCUCACCCAUUCGACUGCUCCCCACCACACUCAGAAGUUCCAUCCGCACCACGCCGCAGUCCUAGACACAAGGACCUUCGGCCACUCUGACCCCAGUCUGAUGUACCCCGUGCCAUGCUCCUUGGUAGACCCAGGACGCCCACACAGACCUGUCCAGGAACCACCCAGAAGAACACCGCUCCAACAUGACCUGGAACAAGUCGGAGGCACACCACCCCCAUAUGGACCUGGCCAGGAACCACCCAGAGGAACAGAGCUGCAACAUGACCUGGAACAAGUCAGAGGCACACCACCCCCACAUGGACCUGGCCAGGAACCACCCAGAGGAACAGAGCUGCAACAUGACCUGGAACAAGUCAGAGGCACACCACCCCCACGUGGACCUGGCCAGGAACCACCCAGAAGAACAGAGCUGCAACAUGACCUGGAACAAGUCAGAGGCACACCACCCCCAUAUGGACCUGGCCAGGAACCACCCAGAGGAACAGAGCUGCAACAUGACCUGGAACAAGUCAGAGGCACACCACCCCCACAUGGACCUGGCCAGGAACCACCCAGAGGGACAGAGCUGCAACAUGACCUGGAACAAGUCAGAGGCACACCACCCCCACGUGGACCUGGCCAGGAACCACCCAGAGGAACAGAGCUGCAACAUGACCUGGAACAAGUCAGAGGCACACCACCCCCACGUGGACCUGGCCAGGAACCACCCAGAGGAACAGAGCUGCAACAUGACCUGGAACGAGUCAGAGGCACACCACCCCCACAUGGACUUGGCCAGGAACCACCCUGGGGUCCGAGUUUAGCCGAACCAGGAUUUGUGGAUUCUGGUGGUAGCCAUCAUCGGCCAGAAGGCCAUGGUCCAGGUGAAAACGGCAACGCACUUAAUCCAUACGGUUCUUCUGGACACAGCCCUAACGGAAUGAUACCCAAGCAUAAUACACAGCCGCUUACCCAAUGGGAACACAGACAUCGUGAACGGACGUCUCCGGCAACCGCUGGAGGAGGUCGUACUGCAACAAAGAAGAACAGCGGCUCAGGGUAUAGUCUUUUUACUCAACAUACCGCAAGUGCUACUCGCCGACCUGGACGUGUUGGCAGUCAAGGACAUUUGCAUGGGAUGAGCAGUACUCACCCCAUGCAAGGUUUCACAAGUCCUGUUGCUGAAACCUCUACUAUCAGGAUAUCAACCCUUCGUUCCGGUACAAAAACAAUUAUGCGCAAUGCCCAUGUGUCUGGUGGUACCACGAAUACCCUACGUCCGGGGAAAGACAAGUACAAGAACAAACCUAGGUCUAAGAGGUUCUAUAUGCCUCCAGACAGUCAUCAUUACCUCCCCUUCUCUCACAACUAUCAUUCCCCCAAAUAUGUGUGGAACGCAACGAACCUGCUACAUAUGAUGUUAGGGACGGCCAACAACUCCCUCACCAUCCCCGACUUCUACGAGAUGUGUCCACUACUGAUCCACUUUCUCCUGUUUACCUUCAACUUGCCGGGAACGACCACCACCAUGCCCACCACCAUCUCCAACACCCCCAACACCACCUCCAACACCCAGAAUCUACCCACAACGGCACAAGUGUAUGGCUACAGCAGCCUGGCGGUGUUCAUCAUCUCACUUUGCUCUCUUGUCGGGGUCUUAUUCGUCAAGGUUUCCAAGGGCAAAACCGGAAAUUACGUCAUGGCGUCCAUGUUGGCCCUGGCUGUCGGGAACCUGUGUGGGGACGCCGUCCUACAUUUAGUCCCUGAGGUCAUUGGCGAGGAGGGGACGGACAAUGACGGCGAUGGUCACUUCACGAACGAAAUAAUGUUGCUUGGCAAUUCUGACAUCUCCAUGAAUAGCGUGAAGAUGAUGUUGAUGCUGGCCGCCAUCUACCUGUUCUUCCUGCUGGAGAUGGUGAUGAGCGUGUACCACAAGCACGACCACGUCACGGAGAACACGAUAACUAUUCCCGAGUCACAGAUUCCCAAGAAGAAGACGUUGACCCGUGUUGUGACAGGCAGUACUGCCCACUUGACCUCCAGCAACUCCACCCUGUCAUCAAUGGAGUUGGCCCUUCCCUCUUCCAUAGACUCCCUCCCGAGUGUCCCCGAAGAGAAUGAGGAUCCUGAAGAAGAGGUCCAGAUCACUAUCCAGAAGCAAGACAACAUCAUUGCCCCCAUGACGUUAGCGUGGAUGGUUAUAGUGGGCGACUCCAUACACAACUUCGCCGACGGUUUGGAGAUAGGAGCAACAUUUAGCGAUGGCUUGGCGUCAGGUCUUUCUACGUCGCUGGCGGUGUUCUGUCACGAGCUGCCACACGAGCUGGGGGACUUUGCAGUGUUGAUUUCAACAGGCAUGUCAGUGAAACGGGCUCUCAUUCUCAACUUCGUGUCAGGCCUCACAGCGUUUAUUGGAUUGUACAUAGGAAUAGUGUCUGGGCAGCACAACAGUGUCCGACAACUCAUCUUCAGUAUUGGGGCAGGCAUGUUUAUCUAUGUGGCGCUGGCCAAUCUGGUACCAGAACUGAUGAAAUAUUUUGAGCGGAAUAGAAACUGGAGAAUGUUUUUAUGCCAACACGUGGGUGUUCUCUCGGGAUAUACGGUCAUGGUUCUAAUUGCAAUCUAUGAAGAUGAAAUAUCUUUGUAACACCAAACAGUGCGACUUACAAAGACUUUUGGACAAACGCACCACGGUCAGCGAUAGGAAGUCAUCGAGCACCAUCCAAAGGCUGUCACAUCCAAAAUAACACAUGACCUAAUUACGUCCAUGGAAAUUCGAGUUUACAUGCCCCAAUUACUGUUUGUUUAUAACCUAAUGCCCAAGGACUUAUGGGCAGAAAAAAAAAUGGGAAAUAGAAUGUAUUUAUAGAUUUAUCAGAUCUUGAAAUAAGUGAUCGAUGACUGCCUUUAACUUUGUCAGUUCACAAGACGUGAGUUAUAUCGGAACGUUUGCUUCGACGUGAUGGGUGCUGAUUCGGUGCUUUAAGUCUGAGUGGCUUACUGAGUGUUUGCUAACAACUUGCCCCAGCUUGGUGAGUGAGUUAUUGCUAUGGUUACCUGUUUAUUCUGAAUGACGACGACUUUAUAAAUGAGCGGAGCAGAAGAACAGAUGACCACUUUGAUGUUGAUGUGUGUACUAGACAAGAGUUCAUAAUAUGGCUAGCCAGACUGGUAAUGCCAUUGGAGAAAUGUGCAGUUUUGAUUUUAAGCAAACAUGCAUUAAGAAAUCUCGUCUACUAUAUUCUAUAGCUUGAUUCACUGGCUGAUGUGUGGACGAUUCAGAAUUAGAAGAUGAUGUAUUAUACCACCAUUUCCUGAAUUCUCCCGGACACGAUACCAACAGGCUCUACCUUACUUGUAUGUUUUUUCAACUUGACAUAAACUACUUCCAUUUUGGAAAUCGCCAUGCUUCAAGCUCACAUAACAACAAUGUAUGUGUACUUCGGAUUUAUUAUGGCAUCAUUUCUUGUUUAGGAAAACAUAGAGUGCUUUAGCACUAUUAAAUCCUGGAUUGAAAUGUUGAUCCCCAGUGGUUGUAAAUGAUAUACACUACUCAAGUUUUGAUAGGGAUAUGAUAUAUCUCGUACUGUUAGGAAACUAAGGACAAUAGCAAAUGUGUAAUUAUGUUUAUUUGAACUUGAAGCUGCAAAUAUCACAUUCAGGCCCCACCAGGGCACUCAGAAUAAUCCUACCACAAGUUGAGUAGUAUAUAUACACAUGCACAAAAGUUAAGGGCCACCCACCAUAUUUGUGAGCUGUUACUUUUGGCACUUAAUGAUGAGACUAUUAUAACGAGAUGUACGAUUGUUAUAAGCCAUAUAU
Messenger RNA from Haliotis rufescens (red abalone), 4629 nucleotides. RefSeq names its product zinc transporter ZIP6-like. The transcript is spliced from 14 exons. The record is from RefSeq and is a predicted model, not a curated record. Bases 59 to 3454 code for a protein of 1131 amino acids. Lineage: Eukaryota; Metazoa; Mollusca; Gastropoda; Lepetellida; Haliotidae. Gene Ontology annotation, cellular component: membrane. Gene Ontology annotation, biological process: intracellular zinc ion homeostasis; zinc ion import across plasma membrane. Gene Ontology annotation, molecular function: zinc ion transmembrane transporter activity.